Messenger RNA from Salvia hispanica, 594 nucleotides. Lineage: Eukaryota; Viridiplantae; Streptophyta; Magnoliopsida; Lamiales; Lamiaceae. The record is from RefSeq and is a predicted model, not a curated record.
AUGGCUCUUCUCCAAGAGAAAAGGGUUCAAGAAAAUGGUGGUGGACUCAACAAAGGUAGACAUCUAUUGGGACUUAUCCUCUGCCAAAUUCGGGUCAAGCCCCGAGCCCUUAGAGGGUUCUAUCUGGCCAUAGCAAUAAACCAAGAACUAUGCCUUCUUCUCGGAGAUUCACAGACUGAAGCCUACAAGAAGAUUGAUCCAUCACCAUUUGCACCAAAGGCCAGUUUUCUCGCUCGAAAAGAGCACAUUUUUGGGAAGAGAUUGUACAAUUCAAAGGCGCAGUUUUGUGGGAAGGGGCGUUUGCAUGAUAUAAGGAUUGAGUUUGAUCCAAAUGAGAGAUGUGGCAAGUGUUUGACUAUGCUUGUAGAUAGGAAGGUAGUGUUGCAGGUGACUCACCUUCAGUGGAAGUUUAGGGGCAACCAAACCAUCCUUGUGGAUGGAGUUUGUGUUGAGGUGUAUUGGGAUGUCCACGGCUGGCUCUUCGACAGCGCCAUCUUCUUGUUCCGAACACACGUGCCGGUCGCCAAGGCCGGGCCGUUGGGGGGACUUAGUCAUGGUUUUUCACUUGUGUUGUGUGCUUGGAAGAGUGAAUAG